This is a messenger RNA of Drosophila gunungcola (fruit fly), 1276 nucleotides long. RefSeq lists its product as uncharacterized. The coding region runs from base 49 to 1161 and encodes 370 amino acids. The transcript is spliced from 3 exons. The record is from RefSeq and is a predicted model, not a curated record. NCBI's taxonomy places the organism in Eukaryota, Metazoa, Arthropoda, Insecta, Diptera, Drosophilidae. Gene Ontology annotation, molecular function: protein binding.
CAUCAGUUCUUAGUUUGCCCUUCGCUCUCGAGGGCAUGGGUACCCGCGAUGAGCAAUCAACGGACAAUAACCGAUUUGCCACUCGAAGUCCUCGAUCUAAUAUUUAUGAACUUAAGAAAUCUAAGGGACAAACUUCGACUGGCGCAAGUGCAUAAGCAUCUGGGCAAAGGGUUUGCCUACCACAGCCGCAAUGAUUACAAGAGGUUCUGCCCGAAAAUAUAUUUUCCGGUGCGGCUAUAUCGCGUUCUAUUGGCCGAAUGUGGCUCGUCCAUUGAGGAGUUCAUCUGUGGAUCAGACACCUGGAGCGAUCUGUUGGCCAAGUCAAUUGCGAAGCACUGCCCCAAUCUGGAAUCGGUGAACAUUAGUGUUUCAUUAAGGAACAGUAUCAGUGUGCAAACCUUUUUGCUUAACAUGGCAAACUCGCUCAUUUCGGUUGAAAUAAAACUCAACGACAAUUGCCAAUCGCCAAGGAUCCUUAAUGCCGUGGCAGAACUUAAAAACUUGCGGAAAUUGUUAUAUGAAGGGUACAUGGACAGAGGAGUUAACCAGCUGCACAAGUUAGUUGCUCUGGAGGAGCUAAGACUGGACUAUCAGGGAAGUGGAUACAGAUGUCGAUCGGUUAACCUGCUCCAGAUAUGUGGCCCCAUGACGAAUCUUCGCUGCCUGACUGUGACCAAUAUAUGUAUAUCAGCAGGAGAAGGAUUUCACUCCAUGAUAUGGCCGAACUUGAAAGAGUUAAAAAUGCAGAAUUGCGAAAUCUCCUCAGUGAUUCCCGACUGUCCGAAGCUCAAAACCGUGUUUUUGAAAUUCUGCAAGUGUAGAAUCAGAGGCUAUGUCUGCAGUUUCAUUCUGAAGAACGGCAAGAACAUCGAGGAAAUUGAUGAGAGCUGUGAGCCAGCGCCAUUUGAUGGGCACACGUUUCUUGAAGUGAUCCGAAAUUGCCGAAAAUUGCAAUUAUUUUCCACUCCCAUGGGUGGUAUAAAAAUCUACCAAGCACUCGUUUCUUCAUUAGUGGAUAUUUUGAAGGAAAACGAAACGGCGCGAAGAGAACCUUUCGAACUAAUAUUGUACUGCCGAGACAAGCUAAGAUGGAUUCGCCGAUUUCUGCAACGGACUUCUAAUCCUCAAGUGAUCCACACGCUAUAUCUAUACAAGUUCUAAUAAUUUAAAAACUCUGCCCAUUACAAAUUUUAUUAAUAGUUUUUCAUUAAUCUAAUACUUGUUUUAGCUUUGUGUUCCACCUUUUUAACUUUAAGAAAGGUUAUAAAUUUUAUGA